This is a messenger RNA of Linum trigynum, 1093 nucleotides long. The record is from the annotation of a GenBank genome assembly. NCBI's taxonomy places the organism in Eukaryota, Viridiplantae, Streptophyta, Magnoliopsida, Malpighiales, Linaceae.
CCCUGCACCAUAAUUGGAAGAAAAAGGCAUUGCCGCGGUGGUUGUUGCUAUUAAGGUGCCUGAGGACUGAAGAUCCUCUCCACCCCCAAGAAAAAUGGAAAACAAAAGGAAGAGAAUAGUAACAUCAUAAAGCACACAGACAAUCCCUCUGCUGCGCUGCAGUGUGCACCACUCCCCAUCACACAGGCAGCAGCCACGUUACCCACGUUCCGUUCCGUCCCUCAAAAGAAGCAAAACCCAAAGCAACAAGAAACAAGGGACCAAAAUUUUGAAUUCCUUCGUCCCAAGGCAGCAGCUACCUGCUCCCUUCUCUCUCUCUCACUCUGUCUCUCAGUUCCAAAUGUACCUCCCCAGAUUUUAAUCCCUCGCCCACCCGACCCAGCAACCGAGAUAAUGGGAAACCCUCGUCGCUCCUCCGGUGCUCUCAUCCUACUCCCACUCCUCCUCCUGACGUUCAUCUGCCUCACAUACUCCUCAGCCGCCGCCGCCGCCGCAGGUGCCCGACCCGGCUUCCUCUACACCCGAACCAGAGGACGUUGCACUCCCCAGUUCUGGAGCAGCAAGACGGAGGCGUGGCCUCGGAUGGUCCCCCAGACAGCGUCGGUUUCAAACGUGUUCGGGCCCAUAGCCUUGGAGAGGUUCAGAUCUGACCUCACCCUCCUCGAAUCCGCCACCCGAAACGACGGCGCAUCCAACCCCUUCGUGCGAUUGCUCCACCAGGGAACGGCGGCGCUUCUCAACUCUUACUCCAGGCGACCCAGGUUCCCUUUCUCUCCCUGGCAGGUCAAGACCCUCUUCAUUCAGGGCCUCGUCUCUGAGUCCGCCGCCGCUCGCCGCGCCCAGCAGUUUUCCGCCGCUAACCUCGCAUGUAGUUAAGCUAAUUAAUAAUUAUCACAUAGGAGGGAGGGAGGGAGGAAGGCAGGGCAGGCCUCUAUGGGAGAAUAUUAAUUAGUGUGUUGUAAUUUAUAGAAGUUUUUCUUUUCGAAAACUAGCGGGGAAAAUUGUAUUUUUUUUUGUUUUUUACCGUGAAAAAUCUUGCAUUGCACUAUGAAUGAUGGGUUACAGAGAGGGAAAAUGAAAAACAAUCGAAUCA